Molecule: messenger RNA, 6435 nt
Organism: Chroicocephalus ridibundus (black-headed gull)
Lineage: Eukaryota; Metazoa; Chordata; Aves; Charadriiformes; Laridae
Gene: NHLRC3
Product: NHL repeat containing 3
Exons: 7
Coding region: 39-1058 (339 amino acids)
Cellular component (GO): extracellular region
Molecular function (GO): protein binding
Source: RefSeq, a predicted model, not a curated record
GGCUGUCAUGGCAACGCGGCCCGCCCGUUCCGGCCUCCAUGAGGCGGAAGCGGCCGGAGGGGCCGUGGCUAGUGAUGGCCGGCGGCCUGCUCGCCCUGCUCGCCCUGCUCUGGGGCGCCCAGGUUUUAAAAGCAUUUGAUUACUCCUCUCCAUGGAAGGGACAGCAACAGAUGUACAAGUUGGACAUAGGCUGGCCUAAAAUUCCAGAAUACUUCACUGGUCAAACAUUUUGUGUUGCUGUUGACUCUCUUCAUCGUUUGGUCUAUGUGGGACAAAGGGGAGAUAAUGUACCAAAGGUACUUGUAUUCUCAGAGGAAGGCUAUUUUCUUUACUCCUGGAAUAAUACAGUUGAAAUGCCUCAUGGUAUCUUUGUAUUGAACACCGCAACAGAUAGUUCAGUAUGGAUCACAGAUGUCGGAACAGGGAAAUAUGGUCACACCGUGAAACAAUACAGCCCUUCGGGUAAACUUAUGCAGGUCUUGGGCACACCAGGUAAUGCUGGUUCAAGUUUGAUUCCCCUGCAAUUUGAUCAACCAGCAGAGGUCUUUGUAGAGGAAAGUGGAGAUAUCUAUAUUGUGGAUGGAGACGGAGGAAUGAAUAACAGAUUGCUCAAACUAUCCAACGAUUACAAAGAGAUAUGGCUGACUGGAACAAAUGGGACCGGCAUUGGUCAGUUCAAUAUUCCUCACAGUGUAACAGUGGAUCCUUUUGGACGGGUAUGGGUUGCAGACAGAGACAACAAAAGAAUCCAAGUUUUUGAUAAAGUCACAGGGGAAUGGCUGGGGUCUUGGAGCAGCUGUUUUUCAGAAGAUGGACCCUAUUCUGUCAGAUUUACUGCCAAUUACAAAUACCUGAUUGUAGCUCAGCUGAAUAUCAACCGGUUAGCAAUCUUGGCAGCACCACCGGUUGGCUCCAUUGGGGACUGUAUUAUGGUCAACACAGUCCAGCUGGCAGAUGAAACCAAACCGCACCUUGUGGAUGUAGACAUGAAGAGUGGAGCAGUCUAUGUUGCAGAGAUUGGAGCCCAGCAAGUACAAAAAUACAUACCCUUAAGCUGAUGGUUCCUCACAACUGCCGUGGCACAAGCUAUGUGACAUAUAAGACCUACAACCACGUUUUCUUGAGUUUUCUGUAGCUUGUUUUUCCUUAGACAAGCACAGAACAUUGUGCUCCCAGAACUGUAGAGCCAGGAAUCUGUCCUAGCUGUUCUGCAGUCCUGGAGAAGUACUUGGUCUUGAGGCAUUACUCAUUUUAGUAAUGCUAUGGUGACUUUUGCUUUUGUUGCUGGGAAUUGUAAAAUGACUUUGAUAUGCAUCUUCAUUUUAUUAUAUAAAACUCUACAAACACAGCUGCUGUUCUUAAAUGUAUAGGGUCAUCUUGGGGCUCCUCUACUUAGCCUGUGUGUUGUUAAAUGAAGGUCAGAACUGUCUGAAAGAGGUGUAUAAACGAUUUCCUGGGAAGCGAGCACUUCAUUUUAAUGUUUCUUCACUUGAUUUUCAGAAUCAUUGUGCUGAUACUGCCUAACACUGAAUACAAAGAUGCAUUAUGAUGUUGAAUGAGAUGCUGCUGGAUACUGGUGUCAGUGCCGAUACUGGCAUCUGCCUUAGGUGCUUAAUGACAUAAGCAUUGAAAUCUAAGUUUUCAGCUCUAGCUAAAGUGGUAAAGUCAAUAAGGCAAAUGAGCUUAAGUUAAAUUGAUACCAGGUACUUCAAACUAAAUUAAAAGUAUGUGCACAGCAGCCAAGUACUGAUUCUUAACUAAAUCAAUUUUUAACCUAAUUUGGUUUACAUCAGCGUAAGUCUUCUGUUCUGUAAGAUUUCAUAGUGCAACAUAUUGAAGUUCAACUCAUUUAAGUUCCUCAAGAUGAACAAAUUGCAGUUUGCUACGAAAGUCUUAAUCAGCAUUAGGGACUGGGAGACACAUGAUUUUUCUCCCACUUUUACUGAAACUCUGUCAGUUAACAGCAGUGCAUCUGUUUUGAUUUGGGGAUUUUUAAUCGUUUUAUAUCCAGCACUUAGACAUCAUCAACUCUGUUAAUGUCUAGAACUAAGUUUCUUAUGCUAUAUCCUAGCAGCUGUCUCCAAGCUCUGUCCUUAAAAAAUGCUGUCUCUUUCCAUUCCCAGUCCAGGGUGGUUCUGUUUUCUUUACAUGUUGCUACAAGAUUUUUAAAUUAGUUCACUUCCUAGCACAGAGGGAAGUGGGUAUAGGAAAAUGGCAUGGGGAAAACAGCACAGCAGAAAUGACAGUGAAUAACUGUUUAUCUCUGUAAAGCUGUGGACCCACAUUCCAUAUUUAUCUCCUAGCUCUCCAAAACAUUUGUGAGGAUCUUUGCUGUUUCCACAGACUCAUUCUACUGUGUGGACUAUUUUAAUGCUAAUUACCAGCUAAGAGAGGCAAUUUUUUUUCAACUUCCUUAGAAAGGGAAUAUGGGAAAUUGAAUUAUUCUGAUGGGAAAUACCCAUUUCAGUGAAUGUUACCAAAAGCAAAUGCAUCUUAAUUUGGCAGACUUUAACCUAUGAUCACAAAUUUCUGGGUCAGCAGAUGGGAAAACUGUCUAGAAAAGUCAGAUUCAUAUGUUCUGUGGAAAGUAACUGGGCUGUGGAGCCUGAUGGCCUGAUUUCAGUACUGUCUGAAAUGAAUACACUAAAUAUGAAUGCUUUGUUGUUGGCUACAUCCACAACAACAAAAGUGGAUCUAACUUGGCUGCCCUCGUGCAAGCCUUAGAACCAGGACUUCAGAGUUAUACACUAACAAGUAUGAUCCAUCAUUCACAUGGUUUUGAAUGGGAGGCAGUAAGCAAUAUUUAUUAGCUGAAAAAGUAGCAGUACUUCCUCUAGACCUAGAUGGAUAGGUCCACAUUGCUUUGCAGUGUGUUGUGUGGAUUUUCUACCCAGGUCUCCACUAGCUCAGGGAUCUCUGCUCUGUGUGCAAUUUAGCUACUUCUCACUUACACGAGGUGUAUUUCUUUAAAAAAAAAUUACGCUCAAACAUAGUUAAUGAUAUUAUCUUGGUGGUGUAAGGGGUCCAGACAUAUCCAUCCUCCCUCACUGCAUCCUCUAUUUAUUUUUCCUUUGUCACAUCCAUUUGAAACUGGACUCAAAGCUCUCUGGGAACAUGCUUCUGUGUUCAGUAAAGGAGUAGUGCACUUUUGGAUGUUGAUGAAUAAGUUAUUGCUACGAGGUUCUGUUUACUGCCUGGAUCUGCUCUUAAUUCUCCUUACGUGGGCUUUUGCAGCCCCUAGGAAUGGGGAGCAUUCAUCCAGUUUUGUCUGGCUUUACUGAAGUAGGCCAUGGAGCCAAAAUGUGCCUUGCCUCUUGGCAUUUGGGUAUCUGUGAUAAGAAGGGAUGCUCAUUAUUAACUAGUAUGAGAUGCUUAGACUCCUUUUUACCUCCGUGUUAAUGGCUAGACUGAGAAAAUGAUUGAUUUGUGCACUAACUUACUAAUUCUCUGAAGGUUUUCUUAUGUAUUAUCUUGAAACUGAUUUCUGAAAAAUCACGUAAUAGGGUAAUUUGAUAAAAUAAAUUGAGAAUUUCCCAUUAUGAAAGGCUUAGGUGCUUUAUUUCUGUACUAAUAUCAAUACAUUCCAUUGGAUUACUUUUCUAAAUAUGGGGUCCUCAGCACUUUAAUAAGGUAUUUAAUAAUUUCUGAUACCAACAUUCAACUAUAAUCUAAAAUUCCAUGUUAUCUUUAUACAUUACUAUUUUGUGGCCCAUCUCAUGCGUUCUAAUUUAUGUAUCCAUAAAGACACAUAAAUGUCUCCCAGAUAUUUUCCUCUGAGUAAUUAGUAAAAUGGGAUGAUGAGUUAUAUAAGUGCCACAUAUAAAAAAAGGUAUUUAAACUGUAUACCCUUUUGAUGCUAAUAGGGAAAUUAAACCACACUAACAAAACACUUCUUAAUGUAGAAUCAGGUUUUAUUUCCAGAAAAGAUUUACCGAGCAAUCUGUUUAGUUUUUAGAAGAUCAAGAAGGGAUUUCUCUAUGGGUUAGAAAUACUUGCACAAGAAGAAAAAUAACAUACUACAGUGUUAACUUGACAAGAAAGAAAAUGUAAGGUCGUUGCUAGAACCCCCAAAAAAUCUGAUUUUAGUUAACAGGUGCCAACUUCCAAGAGCGAGAAGUAAUCACUGGAGUAUCCAAGCCAAGGAAAUAGCAAUGUUCCAUGUUUUGAUGUCUCCAACUUUGCAGACUUUUACUUUUUUUUUUUUUUAAUUCGUCUUUUUCUUUGGUUAAGUACCUUGUUAACAGGGUGACAUUCCCAGGAUAUAAGACCAGGUCUAUUAGUAUAGUUCUUCUUGACUUUGCUGUGAUGCUAACCAGCCUUUUUUUUUUUUUUUAAUUUUUUUUUUGUGUUAUUGUAGUCAGCAAUUGAUUAACAAUAUCCGUCUGGCCAAAACAAAAGAAGCCUGAAUCAUGUUUGUGCCCUGCAAGAUCAGUUUAGUGAGGCUGAACUGCCUCAAUAAAAGCUGAGGGGGAAGGUGUACUGGUAUGUCUGUGGGUCUGCUCAUUACUGUUAGUAAGUUCACGGCUUUAAAGUGGUUAUUAACCUUUUUUUGAAGCAUUAAUUAGUUAUUUAUCUUAGUUGACACUUUCUUAACAAUUUGUUACCUGAGAAGCCUUCAUAAGCGAUUUAUCACCAAGAAGUGUUUGCAGUCACUGAAGUUGCUUGUAUAAAGCAUGAGAGGGCACCAAACCCCUGCUGAUGCUUGGCAUGCUCAGCGUAGUGAUAUACUAGCACACAUAAACAGCUGGUAAUUUCUCAACGUUUGGAGUAUGUCUACAAAGAUAAUGAAUUGCUGCAGCCUUUCUUUUUCUUUUCAAAAUAGAUUGCUUUAAACAUAAGCAUAUAAUUGUAUUAUAGUCAUUUUGGCUUAUUACUACUGGAUUUAUGUCCAUCUUUUCUUUAUUUCCAUUGUUUUUCCUAGAAAAAAUCAGUAAUUCUGUGUCCAGAGACAACUGGGUAUGGUGAAUUGAUUCUUCUAUUCCUUAUGUCAUUGAUUUCAAUGGAAUUACUCCUGAUGUGUUGCUUUGGAAACAUAAUAAUUUAUAAUAGCAUAACUGUAGCCGCAUAAUUAUACCAAAAGAGUAAUAUUUCCCUACAGAGGUGACCCAGAGUGAGAUUAGAUCUAAGUUUACUGGAUCUCAUUCACCAGUUUUAUUCUACCUCUCCUUUCUCAGCCUUUGUCUAAAAACGUUGCUCUGAUUUUUGUAUUAUUAUUUUAUUCUACUUUUGGGGGAUUGCUUGUAUGAAAUUUGAAAGUAGAAGCACGUUAAUUUAGGCACAGAGGAUGAUUUGUUACUGCAUUAAAGCCAAAGUAACGCCGAUACAAAUGAGAUAUGAAUAGACACACUUUAUCAUCACAUGUUUUCCUCAGCCUCAAAACAAAUUUGAUUGUGUAACUGGAUCUGCAAAACAGAGGUAAAAACCUUUGCCCAGUUACACCAGGAAUUAACCUAUUAUUUCUGUCUGAGCUAUGACGGGAUCUCUUAGAAACAAAUUAAGACUGAAGAAAUCUAACUCUUGAAUGACUAAGGUCUAUAUAUUUUAAUCCUUCUUAGUAGUCAAUAAACAUCAUUAUAAAGGGAAGGCUUUACAUUUAGUCUGGAUUUGUUUGCCUUCAACCUCAUGUUUUCAGACAGCUUAGAGAUCUGUCUAAUGUGGGAAUUUUUUUUCCUAUCCCCCGUGGAGUCAUUCACAGAUGAUGACUGACUCAUCUCUUGCUCCACUCCUUAUCUAAACUGUAAAGAUCAGAAAACUUGCCUUGCAGUGGAAAACUGGUAAGGCUUUAAUUUCAAAAUGUUUUCGUUGCAUUUAUUAUUAAUAACAAACAAAUCCAAAAGAAUGUUCACGGUGUGACAGGAAGUCUGGCUAUUAGAACUGCCAGCACUAAACCUAUCUGUGGGCUGUACAGGGGUGAUACCAUCUCCCCGUGAUUUGAUGUGGCUGAAUUUGUUUCUGAUCCUAACUCUCAGUACAGUCCUGUCUCUGACAGUUGUCAAAGGAUUUGGGUGACUAGGUGGUCAAGGUGUAAAGGAACCCCUCUGGAAGAAAAGACCAGAAUAGGUACUGCUUUCUUUUCAAAAUCUGUGCUUGCUGUUAAAGUCCUUAGCAAACAUUCCAUGCUGUUAACAUUUUUUUUUCACAGGGUCUUAAUCAGAAGAUCUGGCUGAAAUUGAAGUGUCAGUAAAUGGCUUAUCAAAACCAACGGAGAAGUUGCUAGCAGGGUGGUCAUUUCAUUAAGGUAAUUCAGUAUUUUCAGAAGACUUCUGAAAUACUAACGUUUGCUUAGAACUGCCUUAGCAGAGGAGGAAAGAAAAAGUGGCGAAUAUGCUUUAAAGAAAGAAAAAAAACAAACAAAAAACCCCACAAACCCACACCUGUGUGUGAGGAUUCUGGAGAGAUCAGUAGAAUUGAUGACUGUACCUUGUGAAUUGACAU